AUGCUGCCCCAUCCUCCUCAACGAAUUAACCCAUUGAAGUUAAAGACUUCUUUAAAGAUGACAAUCAGUAAGUUGAAGUUUAUUCAAGAUAAGAAGACUGCAUUGGCUAAGCAACAGAGGAGACUGUUAGCGGACUUAUUGAAUCAAGGUAAAGAAUCAAGUGCCACAAUCAGAGUUGAGAAUAUCAUUAGAGAAGACAUAUAUAUUGAAUUGCUCGAACACUUGGAACUAUAUUGCGAAUUGAUAUUGGCAAGAAUAUCACUAAUUACAGAUCCAAAUAGAUUAACGUUAGAUCCAAGCUUGAAAGAGGCAGUUCAAUCCAUCAUUUACGCUACACCGAGUUCUGAAUUACCUGAAAUAACGAAUUUGAGAGAUAUUUUUGUUAUAAAAUAUGGUCCAGAAUUUGGUGAAAACGCUUCGAAAAACACAGAUGGCGCCGUACCAGAUAAAAUCGUGAGGAGGUGUGCCAUUGAACCACCCCCCGAGACACUCGUUAAGCUCUAUCUUUGUGAAAUUGCUCGAGCCUACAAGGCACCAUAUUCGGGUCUUAAGGAUAUAAGUCUGGAAACGGAUAGUGCAACGCAUGAAGAAACUAAAGAUGAUGACAGCUCUGACAAUGAUAAUCCAGGUUCUGGAACGGCCAUAAAAAACGAUCCGGUACCUAUAAGCGAAGACUCUGCUCAUUCAUCCUUUGAACCUGCUCCACAAAAGAAACCCCAGAAUGACUUUGAUGCAUUGAAAGCUCGUUUCGAUGCCCUUAGGGGUAACUGA
Molecule: messenger RNA, 771 nt
Organism: Priceomyces carsonii
Lineage: Eukaryota; Fungi; Ascomycota; Pichiomycetes; Serinales; Debaryomycetaceae
Gene: IST1
Product: Ist1p
Exons: 1
Coding region: 1-771 (256 amino acids)
Biological process (GO): protein transport
Source: RefSeq, a predicted model, not a curated record